Molecule: messenger RNA, 302 nt
Organism: Drosophila navojoa
Lineage: Eukaryota; Metazoa; Arthropoda; Insecta; Diptera; Drosophilidae
Source: RefSeq, a predicted model, not a curated record
UUAUAGCGAAUCAAAAUGGGUGAUUCACAAUAUGGAAUUUGUCCAUAUGAUAGCUCGCAUCGCAUAUUGCUCUUUAGAAUGCCCGUCCACAUAAUAAAAUGUGCGCGCAACUACAAAGGACCCCCAUUAGAGAUUUGCAAAUAUAAUGCGACGCAUCGCAUAAAAGCGGACCUCAUGGAACAGCAUCUGGAAGAGUGCGCCGAUUACAAAAAAUUCCAUGAAUACGAAUUAUUACAAAAGGCGUUUCAAGUACGUAAAUCACCGCCACGUUCUGAAUAACGGAAAGCCAAAUAUUAUGAUGU